AAACACACUGACAAAUACAUAACCAUUAUUCCGGCUCAUGACCCUGUUCUUUUUGUCUGAAAUUCUCUGAGCAGCUGAGAUGAAGACUAUUCUGGGAACCCAGGUGAUUACCAUUCCCGAGGGAGUGACCUGCAACGUCAAGUCGCGUGUGGCCACUGUCAACGGACCCCGUGGAAAGCUCGUCAAGAACUUCAACCACUUGAAUCUUGAUAUCCGCAAGAUCGCCUCAGAUCAGAUCCGUGUCGAUGUCUGGUUUGCCGGCCGUAAAGACCUCGCCUGUGUGCGCACUGUCUGCUCUCACAUUGAGAACAUGAUCACUGGUGUAACCAAGGGAUUCAAGUACCACAUGCGUUACGUAUACGCCCAUUUCCCCAUCAACGUCAACAUCGAGAACAGCCGUGACGUCGAGAUCCGCAAUUUCUUGGGAGAGAAGGUUGUGCGAAAGAUCACAUGCGGCGAAGGAGUUACUGCCAACUUCGAGGGCAAGGAUGAAAUCUCUGUUCAGGGUAACGAUAUCGAGAUGGUGUCACAGGCCGCUGCCCAAAUCCAGCAGUCGACCACUGUCAAGAGAAAGGAUAUUCGUAAAUUCUUGGAUGGUAUUUACGUAUCUAAGAAGGUGCACAUCGAGGGUGAUGAGUAAAUUAAAUCUUAUGACUGCUUUCCGUUUGUUAUGGCUCUGGUUGAAUGUUUUCGAUUACUAUCGUAGUUAGUGGUAUGUUCAGCCUACAAGGGCUAUUACAGUUUAGUUGAAGGAAUCUGUUGUCAACCUGCAUAUACACACGGAAUCUUUGAUAUUGGUUUGCGAGUUUAUGAUUGUGCAAGUGUUCAGAUAUUUGUACAAAUUCAUCCGGCAUGUUUAUAUUUGCGAGUAUAUGGUGCAUGUGUUUAGAUAUAUGUUUAAGCUCAUCUGUCAUGUUUGUAUACGUCUGUUCACAAAUAUGUCCUUGUUGAUGAUUAUAACAGCUGUUGCCUUCCUCCGGAUUAAUUAUUCGAAAGUAAUUAUGCCGAGUAACACUGCUAUGAAACAAGAGAUGUAUUUUACUUUGCUUUAUGGUUGUUAGCUUUCAGAUGUAUUUCACUCUGCAUUAUGGUUGUUAGCUUUCCAUCCAUGGGAAAGAAGUAGUAGUCGACAUACACUACACAUUCAAGUAUUGCCGAGAGAACUGCUAGGGUUCAACUCGCUAGUGGAUGCUAGUCUCGUUUGUCAUAUCAUUAAUAAAAUAUUCAACUCUUUUAGGAAACUACUGUCUGGUUUGUAGUGAUUGUUGUUUCUCAUUGGUUUUGUGACAGGUUUAUAGUCUUUAUAUGUAGUACGUAUGUGUAUGGGCCAUGUAGUUCGUGGUUUAUGCAUUUGGAGAAAAGAUUAUUAGCAUGCGGUUGCUUUCUGACUUUUAAAAUACAAGUAUGUUUUUAGUGCCGACUAAAUUAUGUCGAGUAUGUGUGCGAUUUACCAUGUCCGCUA
Messenger RNA from Sphaeroforma arctica JP610, 1462 nucleotides. RefSeq names its product 60S ribosomal protein L9. Gene Ontology annotation, molecular function: rRNA binding; structural constituent of ribosome. Gene Ontology annotation, biological process: cytoplasmic translation. Gene Ontology annotation, cellular component: cytosolic large ribosomal subunit; ribosome. NCBI's taxonomy places the organism in Eukaryota, Ichthyosporea, Ichthyophonida. The coding region runs from base 80 to 640 and encodes 186 amino acids. The record is from RefSeq and is a predicted model, not a curated record. The transcript has 4 exons.